ACGUGACGCGUCACCGGAAGUGACGCGCCAGGCAGGCAGGAAGUGACCACAAAGCACCGCCGCCGUUCGGGAGGAGACUGUGAUGGAGAAAUGGAGCGUCCCAGAAAUACUUGCAGACUGACACUCUACCUCACCUGCCAUAAUGAUGGAACUUGAUGAUCUGCAGCUGCCCCGGCUUUAUCCCUUUCACUCUUCCCUAAACUGUGCAGUCAGACACAAGUGGCCUGUACUGCAUAUGCACCUCAUUGAUGAGCUAGAAAUUGGUCCAGAACCAUUUUCAAAACUGAGCAGUCCGGAACAGGUAGCUCAUGAGCAAGAGAGACUCCUACCACAAACCAUGAAAGUCAAAGCUACUGAGCUCAUUCAGUCAUCAGAACUUGUCGACUGUACUGGGAACCAAGACUCUAGAAAACGAUUUGUUUCAAAUUCUGAUGUAAUGUUGGAUGCUUUGGAGAGAGUGGGCCCAAUGGAAAUCCCUAAUUCUUCUCCGAGAUUGCUACUCCAGGAGUCUACUGAAACUUCAGCCCUGCAGAUGACCGCAGACCUCCUUGAAAUGACUAUCCAUCCAGACUUUCCUACCCGGCUGCGUAUAGAAGAUGAGCAGACUGUGAUAGAUUCUUUGCCCAAGCUGACUGAUAAAGCUGCAGGUAUGGAAGCCAUGGGCAGUGGGGAAGUUUUACAUUCAGAGCAGAGUCAAAAAUUGAGUAAUCUGCAACCUGCAACUAACAGAAAUGAGUCUCCAGAUUUAGGAAAACCUGAGUCUAUUGGGGAGAUUUCAGAAAUGUGCAGUGUAAUGGUGGCUGUAAAGCCCCAGACCUCAUCUGACUGGACUCCUGAAGGACGUGUUUAUGGAGAAAGUUCUGCUUUUAUGCCCAUGAGCCGUCUGUGUCGAGCCUACAAGACAGAUGAGGGAAAAUCCUUAAUGUGCCUUGAGGAUACACACUUUCCAUUUCUUUGUUCAUCUCAUGCUUUGACAAAGACAAACUCUGAACAUCUUGAUUCUGCAGAAGGCUCCGUAAAGGAUGAAGAAAUGUUUGUUUGCAAAGAGUCUGAGUUUCCUUCAACUAAUGAAGUUAAUGAAUCGCAUUUCCUUUCAACAAGACUAGAUACGAGUACAGCUGUUGAUGGUCCACAUUCACUUAAGGAGAACGUCUUGCAACAUUCUGUGCCAAGGGAAAGGUGCUUGAGUAUAGUUCCUGCCCAUCAAGAAAUGAAGAUUGCCUCAUCUGACAAAAAACAAGAAAAGCACCAUUCAGACACACACAUUUCCAUAAGACACUUUGUACAGAAUGUGGAAGAUAUUAAUUCAUCAGAUAGCUUAGAGACUGAUUCUGUGUCAUGUAUUAAACCUUUGCUUGAAACAGAGAGUAAAGCAACAGAGAACUCAGAAGAGGCACUAUCAUGGAAACCAAACCUUCCACCAUGUCCUGAACAUUUGUUAGGUGCCAAAUCACUUGACACACAAAAAUGUUCUUUAUCUUUUUGUGCAAAUGAAUGUAACGUUCCCCUCAAUAGAGACUCUGACGAUUGUCAUAAAAGCCUCAUUUGUCCCAACAAAUUGGAGGACAGUUUAGACAAGUGUCCACUUACUGACUUCAGUUUAACAGCUCCUCUCAUAAGGAUAUGUUCUGAGCCUCCACGCAGAGAAACUACAAGCAACUUUUUUUCCAUAAAUUGCAAAGAAAUAUCUACUGUUGGCUGUGUGAAUUCUGAUUCUAUAGGUCAGGAGCAGGACUCUACAAUGGGAGAACAGUCUGUCAUGAUGGCUGUCCCUUCUCUUGAAAUUGAGGACAUUUAUAAAAACGCUGGCAUUGCAGAUGAAACCUCCAAAUCUUUUCGUACGACUUCGCUGGAAACAUAUGACUCCGUCGCACAGAAUAAUAAGAAUGAAACUAGGACAUUUGUUACCUGCUCUUCUACACAGACACAGGGACCACCUGAUAUGACACCUGCAGUCGAAGAUUACAUAAUCACACCUCCCAAGAUUGGAGACCCUCAGUCUUUGAGUAGAGAAAAGGACUCAAAUAAGAUAUCAAAAAUGAAAAAGUAUGAUUCAUGCACUGAUAAUCCUAAUGACCCCAAUAAACAAGACCAGUCUGUGGUUUCCAGUCUCAUCCAGCCAAAUGCUUCAGUAGCACUUAAAGAAAUAAACUUGAAAUCUGGUUACUUGAAAGUGCCUUGUCAGACGGUACACAGCUAUCCUCUUGAAGUUGUACCUCAGCGUGCACUUGUACCAUAUGUCAAUAUUUUCAGUUUUCUAGCAAAGACAGAAGUACCUGCUAUAAUGUCCUCUGACCUUGAAAAUAUGAGUAUCAGCAAAGUGGAAUCCCAGGAACCGAUGUUUGAUACAGAAACCUUAACAAGUAAGAUGAAAGAAAGCAUAAUGGAUGAAGCUCGGACAGAUCUGGAAACAGAAAGUGUUCAAGUCUCUGAUGAUAACCCCAAAGAAAUAGAGUACCUGUACACAGGCUGUGAUGGUAAGGAUAGGUUAUUUGAAUGCAGUGCAAAAUGUGAACAACAUAAGCAAGUAAUACACACUUCCAGUCAGCUGGACAAAAUAAUGGGACCUCUUAUUGAAUGCGCUGAGGCAAAAUGUAAUGACCUGCCAGGUCCUUUUCCUAAUUGCUCUGCUAAUAGUCACAGUAAGGAAGUGUCUGAUGUGGAAACAUCUGGUGUAGUGUCCAUUCUUAACCAGUCAAAAUGCAUUUGUUCUUUUAAUUUGGGUACAUUAUCUGACAGUUUUGUGCCUCUAGAGGUGAGUAACCCAUUUCUACUCUCUUCGACAGCAGUAGUCCGCAGUGUAAAUGACUCCAAAUAUAGUAAACAGACAACUGAGUGCUCUUUGCAGAAAGAGGAAGAUAUGGCCCAUACUUCGUCCAGCAGCCACAGUGCGCAAAGUACUGCCUUAUCGGUGUAUGCAUCGUCCUCUUCCUUGCCCGUGUCUGCUGUGGUACAGACUGAGAACACAAAUAGGGAGGAAAAAGUUAGUAAGAACUUUACGGCCAUGUUAAAGUAUGUUGUUGAUCAUUCGUAUUCUUCAGUGCCAGUACUGGAUGAGAAAAGCAAACAAUUUCCACUCAUAGAAAGUAAGGUAUUUAGUUCAAGACCUGACAUCUCUAAUGAAAAACCAGAAUCUUCAAAUACUAUGGAGUCCUCUUCACCACCAAAUACAAGUUCAACAAAAAGUAUGCAGGCAAUUGUUCCAAAUGAUAUCCAACCUGUGUUUACAUUACUCAUGGAGGAUUCUAUGAAAUUUGAGAAAAAGUCCACCCCUGUAAAAGCACCUGGUGUAAUUAGACGUAAAAGGAUUCUUGUCAAGACACAGAAAAAUGUAUAUACUUCGGAAAUGAAAAUGCAUGACAGGUCACUGUCAAUACAUGAUCACCAGUAUCUUGGCGUGGUAACCAAUGAGAGUCCAAUACAAUCUGCAUGUUAUAUGAAAGUGGUCACUGGUGGAACUGGAAGCAUUGAAAAAUCUAAGACGAGACCUGCACCACAAAGCCUUACUUGCUCCCAAUCACAGAUGGCGAAAAGACCAAAGAUUUGCAAUGAAAACUGUGUCCAGCCUGCCAGUUCAAACUUGCUCAGUGACCUCAACUGUUUUUCUCAUAAUACACAGAAUUACUUUCCUCCUCCACCAAGACAAUCCUGUAAGAGACGACCUCCAAGCACCCUCAGAAACAGCUCUCAGGUCACCAUGGGCAUCCCUGUGAAAAAACAGCCAAGCAGACAAUGUAAGAGCCUUUCAGUCCAAGGUAGCAUGAUAACAAGUAAAAAGACUGUAAAGAAUUUUGACCAUUUUGAAGCACACACCUCACCUACUAUCAGUCUUGACUACAGACCCUUGCCAUCUAAACAUCUAGUUUCUAAUCUGACUACAAAGCCUCAUUAUCCUAAAGUGACCGAGAGAAGUAUGGUUACUAGGUUCAAGAAGCCUAUGGUUUUGCAAAAAUAUACCCAGGAUCAAAUGUUGCUGCACCAAUUAUCUACAAUUGCCAAUAAACUAAUGGCCCCAAGCAGGAAUUCUUGUAAGUUAAAGCCUUCCCCUAGCAAUUUGAAAGUUGCUCCUCUUGGAGUUGUGCAGCUACAGGCCAGGAAGUUGCUAAAUGUUUUUUCCUGUGUUAACAUGAAAAUAAGUUCCCAGUCAGGACAAAUGUGGUCAGAAAAUGUGUGCCUUAAAUCUAGUCGAGACCAUCUUCUUUCCCAGUCUAUGGAUCUUUAUCCUGCAUCUCUCCCAAAGGUUUGCUUUAGUAAUGCAUCUGACCCCUUAUGCCCAUAUGAUACUUCAACAUUCCCAGUUUCUUUUCACUUAAAUGUAGAUCCUAGUUACUUGGCAGACUUGAUAAAGUUCAAUCCCCCAGACUAUAUGUUCAAAAGCCCACUACCUACCACUCAGUCAUCCCAACUAUCUGAAUGGACACUAUCCCUUUUUCUCUCCUCACACAUGCCUGCUGCCUUUGAGAAUGUUCAUCUCCUCACCCAGUGGAACCCACACUUCAGGUCUUUAAAAUCAUCAAGUUCAGAUUCCAGCUGUAGAAGUAAAUCUGCAAGAACUUCUGGAUGCUCCAUGCUUGGCCUUCACACAGUACUUGCGCUUUCAUCUCCUGGAUGUUAUAGAUUAUGGACUAGGAAAAGGAAUUUGGGAAGUAGAAUACCCACAAUACAAAAACUUUCUGUGACGCAAUUUGCACAUGGACUGAUAGGCUUACCAGCACAAUUUUCACAGAAAAAAGAAGUAUUCUCUUCUCUUCCCUUCUCUAUGGGCCGCAUUUUAUCAACUUGGAGUCGCCAUGGGUCGUCUGCUUUAUCUGCUGUUUGUACCACACCCCAUCCACACUGCAAUUUAUGGCUGCCUAGCCAGAGCUUCGACACCAGAAGGAGGCCAGGUUCAUUGCUCAGUGUUCCUCAAAUGCCUGUGGAUACCGUGCCUCCAUGGCUUUCAUACACUGCAGCAGUUCAGAACCUUACUUCUCCUUCUUUUGUACCGACGAUCUGCCAUCAUGUAGAGCUAGGGCUUCCCUUUUGUCCGCCAUCUUUGCAAGACUGUGAUCGAAGGUUAUCAAGCUGUUUUGAUACUCAUCAAGAAGAUGUUCUAGGACCUUCCUUUGCUACUUCCACUCGGCAAGAAGAUAAUUUAUGCCAGCCAUUUGGCUUGUCCGCUCGGCAGGAUGAUGGUCUAGAACUUCCUUGUGUGUUGUCACCUAGGGCUCAGGCAUGUCCAUUCCAGCAGCGAGAGGCUCUGAGCAGUCCAUGUGGAAGAAUCCAUAACAGCAGCCAGGGAAAUGAGGCAAGUAUUAAACUUCACAGAUCCGUUACCCUCACUGAGAAGGGGAUCCUAAUCCCAGGAUGCUUACAGGUCGAUGAGAAAUGUUAUAAGCUAUGGCCAGUGAGGAUGAGUUUCACUACAGUCCUGAAAGAAGACUUGGAACGGAAACCUCAGAGAGUCUCUCAGAUUCGUAUCCGAAAAACUGUUCCCAAACCAGAUCCAUACCUUACACCGAUGGGUCUCCCAAAGACGAAGAGAUUAAAUAAGAAAGAAUUCAGCCUGGAAGACAUUUACACCAACAAGAAUUACAAGUCACCCCCACCAGUGAGGAGUCUUGAAACAAUAUUUGAAGAGCCCCAAGAGAAGAAUGGGAUAUUAAUUUCUGUUUCCCAGCAAAAAAAGAAACGUAUCUUGGAGUUCCAAGACUGUACAGCCCCCAGGAAGAAGAGAGCAAAGGGCAGAGUAAAAGUUAUGACUAGCUGCAAGCGGGGGCGGAAAGCUGCCAUGCAGGGACUACAACUGGAUGCACUUCUGUCACAGAAACUGAUGGACCUAGAAAACUAUUUGUUAGAAGAGGAAUCCCAGGACAGAGGUUCAGCAGCUGAUGAGAUAUUAAGUUAAUGAGUUGGAUUGAGUAUCACUAAUUCUGUACGUUUACAAUAAGGAAUUGGUUUUAGAUUUGUCGCAGAAAUCUUCACAGAAUAUUAUGGUCUUUGAUGGAGGAUCCAGAAUAUGGGACUUGCAGGUUCCUGAUAGGACAUGGCUUCUUCUGAAUAAUCAGUGAUGGUCACAGCAAACCCAUCUAAGCCCUGGAAAGUGAAGGAGCGAAUCAAUGCACUUAUUUAGAAUGUGUGUUUGUAUAUACUUUUUAAUGUAAAAGAAAACAGAUUUUAGCAUAUGAAAUAUCAUGUUGUAAUCGGAUAAAUAAGCUGGUUUAUUGCUGUGACAGGAUUGUGCUUCCUCGUCUGUACUAAAUUGCUCAUUUAUUGAGCCUUCACUGUUGGUGUUUUAGACCUUGAGUAGUAGUAAAUGCUAAUAUUAUGUUCCUACCAAUACCUCCAGCACCGGUCCAAGCAUAGUCCACACAAGUACACUAGGUUCCUGAAAUGUACUACUCUGCUUUACAAUAGUGCAUGCAACACAGCCAACAUUGAAGUAUCACUAUGGUAUUGAAAUCCUGUACUACAGUUUGCACUGUACCUGGUGCCUUGCUAGGGGCCGUGAGAGCACUGUUCUACAUUUGGUGUAUAAAGCUUUCAUCUACUUCACUGCUUGUGACUAUAGUUCCUGGGCACACACUAACAUGUUUAAUUACUGGUACAGUUUAGAUCCAGGUAUAGAGAACAGCUUUGAUGCAGUAUACUUAUGCCAGGCUCACAUUAUGUAAUGGGUAUAUUUAGUUACUGGAAUUAUGUUUCCAUCCACACACUGCAAUUCUUUAACAGUGUGCGAACGUCACUGGCUGCUUGAGUGAGUGUUAUCAACAUCUGCUUGGUAGUGAUAAAGUAGCGUGUGCUCUUGGCGUGUUCUCUGGACACGGCAAUUUCUGUGAAUUUGAGAUAAGUCUGUUUUGUUUUUGUCUUUUUAAAUUAUACAACUUUAAUAAAUACCAGUUGCUGUUAAACAAGAGAAUAAGAUGUGAUGAUUUAUACAAACUGCUGUGAUAUGAU
This is a messenger RNA of Pseudophryne corroboree (corroboree frog), 6936 nucleotides long. It is a transcript of the gene PRR14L, whose product is annotated as proline rich 14 like. The record is from RefSeq and is a predicted model, not a curated record. NCBI's taxonomy places the organism in Eukaryota, Metazoa, Chordata, Amphibia, Anura, Myobatrachidae. The transcript is spliced from 10 exons. The coding region runs from base 143 to 5887 and encodes 1914 amino acids.